Messenger RNA from Asparagus officinalis (garden asparagus), 926 nucleotides. RefSeq lists its product as uncharacterized. The record is from RefSeq and is a predicted model, not a curated record. Bases 122 to 748 code for a protein of 208 amino acids. The transcript is spliced from 5 exons. Lineage: Eukaryota; Viridiplantae; Streptophyta; Magnoliopsida; Asparagales; Asparagaceae.
UAUCUUCACGAUACUCUCGUAUCAUCCGUUCGACAAUUCAUCCAUCCAUUCAUCUUGAAAUUGGAAAAGAGUCGAAGAGAACUUAUAUACACAAUUUUAAACCGCUAGUGCGGCGUCAACAAUGGAUCUAGUCUCCCUUGAGGAGAGAUCCAACGUCGCGUUCUCCAACGAUGACUCUCCACCUCCGAGGCUGUCGAUUUCAACUUCUGCUAUGACAGACGUGAUGAAGAAAGCUGAAGAGGAAGAGGAAAUCGGGAGGAAGUUACGCGUGAAGCCUGAGGCAGAAGAGCUGCCUGGGUCGCCAAGCUUUCGCUUUUAUUUCCAACAGGCAUCGGCUAUCGAGUCUUUUGCUCAUGAUGAUCGUAAAGAAGAGGUAAUCGAGAAGUCAAAUGUACAACAACGAUCUUGCAAAAGAGAAGAGAGCAUUACAUCUUCACAUUCAAAUACGAAAGAGGAAUCAACAAAGAAAUAUGAUGGAGAAAAUAGCUCAUCAGCCUCCCAUUCAAACGAGGAACCAAUAGCCAUCGGUAAAAGAGACGAGGGUUGUGCGUCCUCCAGUUCGAAUGAGGGAUCAAUAAAGAAAGGUGCGAGAAAAGCAAAAGGAAGGAGAUUCAGAUCAUUUAGGAGGGGGCAGAAUGCAAUAUACAGCUUUCUUAGUGCUCGAAAUUGCUAUAGCCAUAAAAACCUGGAACAUGGUUCUACCCAUGCAAGAAUAGCUCCUCAACCUCUAUCUGAAAAAGAUAUCUAAUUUGAUGUCUUGUACUAACCUUGGAGAUCUCAUUAAGUGUCAUACUUUUUUACGAGGAAAAAAAGCUACUAAAUAUCAUUUGAGUAUAUCUACUAAUCUCCUAGUGAUUGGAAAAGUUGUAUAACAUUCUGAGAAAGCAUUCUUGUUUAUGUAUAAUAUGCAUAUGUACUUUGAGAAA